AAAAAGUUUAUCUUAUAACAAUUACAAUAUCCCAAAAAUAUUUUCAAAAAAAAAUCAUAUACCGAGUCUUCCUACUAAUUAUUCUCCAUAGUAUAUGAAAAUUAUUCAAAUGAUAUCCAGACAAGUAGCUGAGUCAACCCAUUACGACAGGGAGAAAACCGGAACUAUAAAAAAAGUCAUUCUCUUUGCUUCACCUCUACCAUUCCAUUACCCAAACUCCCAACCAAUGACAACUCAGAGAACACAACCUCCCUGAUAAUUACCAUUUUACCCUUAUAAGCCUUCCACGAUUCGACCCGCCGCAAACGAACGGCGGAGGAAGAGAGACACACACCAUGGAGUCAUCGCCAAUCAACCGUCUCCCAACGGACUCGCUCCACCAGAUCUUCUCAUCCCUCCCCCUCCGCCAAAUCAUCAUCUGCAGAUCCGUCUGUAAGUUCUUCAACCACCUCUUGACCUCGCAGCCCUUCACCGAGAUCAUCUCCGCGCGUCCUCCUCUCAACCUCCUCGCUCUCCGCCCCCCGCACCACCACAGACACCGCCACGCGGCGAACCCGCAACCCUGCAUCAACGUGUACGAUCCAGACGAGAAUCGAUGGCUCAGAUUCAACCUCGACUUCCUCCCUUUCCGCUCGCCUCAGCCCGUGGCUUCCUCCAACGGGUUGAUCUACCUCUGGGGCGACUCGGUUAACUCGGUUGACUCGAGCAAGUCCCUCGUGGCCUGUAACCCCCUGACUCGCCAGUUCAAGGUGUUGCCUCAGCUCGGCUCGGCCUGGUCGCGUCACGGGACUGUUCUCGUCGACUCGGUUAACAGAGUCAUGGUCCUAACCGAGCUAGCCGCUCUGUAUUACUCAGGCGCGGUGGUUGCUAACCAGUGGCUCAAAUUCUCAUCGAACUUGCCGUCGAAGCCGAGGAGCCCCGUGUUGAUGUCGACCUCCGUGUUCGCGUUAUGCGACGUCGGAUCGCCGUGGAGAAGCCAGUGGAAGCUCUUCUCGUGUAGGCUCACGAGCCUCGCGGUGACUCACACGAACUGGACUUGCUUGGAGAAGCACGAGUGGGGAGAUAUCUUUGAUAUCAUAAAACGACCGCGUUUGCUGCGCGGGGAAGGCGAGUCUAAGCUGCUUAUGAUCGGGGGGUUGAAGUCGACGUUCUCGUUGAACCCGGCGUGUUCGACUAUUCUGAUACUUAGGCUUUGUUUAGAGAGCUUGGAGUGGGAGGAAGCGGGGAGGAUGCCGCUUGAGAUGUACAGAGGGUUUCAAGAAUCGAGUAAGUUUAAGGUUUUUGGGGGUGGUGAUAGGGUUUACUUCUCUGCUAAGAGGAUGGGGAAGCUUGCGAUGUGGGAUUGUUGGGAAGGGUGGAGAUGGGUUGAUGGUGUUUCUGGUUAUGGUGAUGGGUUGUGUCGUGGGUUUGUGUUCGAAGCUAAGCUUACAUUGAUGCAAUGAAUGGUUGUUUGUUUGUUUGUUUGUGCUUUUUUGUGUUAUUGUUGGUGUUCUUAAGCUGUUGUAUGUCUUGUCAUGGUGCUUUCUGUUGUUCUUGAAUUUAAAAAGACUGUGUGCUUAUUGGAGUUAUAUAUCUCUCUCUUUCAAACGA
Messenger RNA from Brassica napus (rape), 1590 nucleotides. RefSeq names its product SKP1-interacting partner 15. Gene Ontology annotation, molecular function: protein binding. The record is from RefSeq and is a predicted model, not a curated record. Bases 336 to 1442 code for a protein of 368 amino acids. The transcript has a single exon. Lineage: Eukaryota; Viridiplantae; Streptophyta; Magnoliopsida; Brassicales; Brassicaceae.